UACCUGGCUGGAGCAUCCGGGGGUACACAGCUGGAGCAUCCAGGGGUACCCAGGCAGAGCAUCCGGGGUUACCCAGGCGGAGCAUCCAAGGGUACGUGGGUGGAGCAUCCAGGGGUACGCGGCCGGAGCAUCCGGGGGUACCUGGCCAGAGCAUCCCUCCCCGGGAUGCAACAUGCCAAGCUUUGCUUCCGCGGUCACCGGCGUUUGGAUGCUGAAUCAAGUCUUUAAAUUGAAAAUUUGGUUUAAACCUUUGCUGAGUCCCAGGAUUGUGCAGGCGCUGUGGGCACAGCACGAGUUUGUAUUUCCCACCAGCGAUGCCCAACGCUUCCCGAGGCUCCCGGUGGCACCACUCCCUUCCCACCGAGCGGCACCUUUUACUCUUUCCUCUUCAAUCCCAGUUUUGAGGGGUUGGGGCCUUUUCACCCGUUUUUUGCUUUGAAGCUGCCUGGGGGGGGGAUGGGUCCGCUCAGCUCCUGCCACACGUGUCACCCCCCCUCCCUCCCCCUGACACCCGGCAUUGCUGCCCAGUGGGCAUCACGGCAGAGCUGGGUUUGGGGCAAAAAAAGGGUUUAAUGCAAAGCUGGAUUUGAACGAAAAACUGGGUUUAAUGCAGGGCUGGAUUUAAAGCAAAAAUCAUGUUUAAAGCAAAAAUCAUGUUUAAUGCAAAGCUGGGUUUGAAGCAAAACUCACGUUUAAAGCAGAGCUGGGUUUAAAGCAAAAACUGUUUAAAGCAAAGCUGGGUUUGAAAGAAAACUGAGUUUAAAGCAAAAAUCAUGUUUAAAGCAAACCCGUGUUUAAUGCAAAGCUGGGUUUGAAGCAAAACCCGUGUUUAAACUGGGUUUGAAGCAAAAACUGUUUAAUGCAAAGCUGGGCUUGAAGCAAAACCCAUGUUUAAAGCAAAAAUCAUGUUUAAAGCAAAGCUGGGUUUGAAGCAAGACUGUUUAAUGCAAAGCUGGGUUUAAAGCAAAAUCAUGUUUAAUGCAAAAGUGGGUUUAAAGCAAAAACCGGGUUUAAAGCAAACCCAUGUUUAAUGCAAAGCUGUGUUAAUGCAAAGCCGGGUUUAAUGAGCUGGCAGCUCGUGCCAGUUGCUGUGUGGACAGGGCCAGCGAUUCGGGGUGCCGGUGGGUGGGGAGGGGUCCCCCCUCUGUCCCUGCCGCUGGGAAGGGGGGAAACUGUUUUCCCAACAUCCCACCUCUCCACGAGCGUUCGCACUCCAGUCUCGCUGCAAAGCCAACCCCACUGCGGUCGGGGAGGUUUUGAGUCCUGGGGGCACCGGGGGGCCACCGGGGCAGGGCCAGACCCCCCGAAAUUCAUCCUGGUGCCAAAAUCUGGGAGGUCACGUCGGGGUUAGCAUCCCCCAGCCUGGUGAGAUGCAUCCUGGCGGCGCGGCACGGCUCCCAGCUCCGCGGUGCUGGCCCACUGCCAUGCUCCCGCGGGUCAUUUCCCACAUUUAUUUUUUAAAAUUUUUUUUUCUUUCUUUUUUUUUUUUUUCCUCCUGACAUCUAGCGGCACCACGUCCCCGCUGAGGCGCUGAGGUCACUCGUGCCGGAGCCAUUGCAGAGCGCGGUUUUUUGGGGGGUUCCCAGGGUUGCCCACCCCCCUCGGGCUGCUUUUUUCCAGGGAAAACGAGGAAACGUGACAGCAACGGCGGCAUCAACGGCAGCGGCGGCAUCACCCUCGGAUGCUGCCGGGAGCAUCCACGCAGAUUCACGGGCAGUUGGAAGCUCUGGAAGUUUGAGUGACCUGCAACCUCCCCAUCAGCCCCAAUAAAAUCUCCGCUUUAAUUAGCGCCACAGCUCUGCUUUAAUUAGCUGGCGGCUGCACCCUUCGGGGGGUUGCGGGGGAAUUUAUCACUUUGAUUCUUUUUUUUUUUUUUUUUUGGUAGUUCGGAAGGAGCCCAGAGCUUCGCCUGCAGGAAGCCGAUGCGAUGGAGGCUCAGCACCCUCGGAGCGCAGGUGAGCGCAGCACUGUGACCCUCGGCGAGCCCUCGCCUGUGGCCACCGUGUGCCCCGGCUGGGCUCAAACCAGGCUCAGAGCCGGCUCAGCACCAGCCUCACCUUCUCCACUCUCCCUGUUUGCUGAAGAGGAGCUGACAACCCCCGCCCUGAAGAAGGCUCACACCCCACCGCUCCACGAGGACGCCAACACAGCACUCAUCGCAGUUGUCAUCACGCUGGUGUUCCUCACCCUGCUGACGGUGCUGGUGGUGAUCAUCGUCUACCUGUACAGAAACAAAGGCAGCUACCUCACCUACGAGCAGCCGGUGGCGGAGCCCGACGUGGCGCUGCCGAUGGAGGAUGCUCCAGCCAAGGAGAAAGAAGAAUAUUUCAUCUGAGCCGCCGGCUCCAGCACCCACCUCUCAGGUCCCAGUCGCUCAAUUCCUUGGAGUUGGGGAUCUACAAGCUGCUUUUUCCCCCCAUUUUGUUUUUUUUUCCUUAAUUUAUUAAGCCAACCAUAAAAGGAAAAAUCAACAGGUGUGUGUCGGAGCUUUGCGGAGCCGGGGCAAGGAGUGCGGCAGAGCCAGCACAGCCACGCUCUGGCUGCCCCCAUCCCCCACCUCCUCCCUUCGGUGCUUCCUAAUACAGACCCGUGACCAAA
Molecule: messenger RNA, 2598 nt
Organism: Falco peregrinus (peregrine falcon)
Lineage: Eukaryota; Metazoa; Chordata; Aves; Falconiformes; Falconidae
Gene: SMAGP
Product: small cell adhesion glycoprotein
Exons: 2
Coding region: 1928-2335 (135 amino acids)
Source: RefSeq, a predicted model, not a curated record